AGAGAGAUAGCAGCUCUUUCAGACACAGUCAGAGCCACAGAGGAGCAGCUGAGAGCUGAAAACGUCUCAUUCCUGCACAACUGCAAGGCUGCAGUGGAAAGAGUGCAGUGCUGCCCCCUGCUGGAGGAUCCACAGCUGCCCUCAGGAGCUCUGAUAGACCAGGCCAAACAUCUGGGCAACCUGGCCUUCAACAUCUGGAGCAACAUGAAGAACAUGGUCUCCUACACUCCUCUCAUCCUGGACCCAAACACCGCUGGUUCAGAACUCAUCCUGUCUGAAGAUCUGACCAGUGGGACUUUAGGAGAGGGGCAGCAGCUUCCUGAUAACCCAGAGAGGUUCAGAUCUUGGCAUUGUGUCCUGAGUUCAGAGGGCUUUAACUCAGGGAACCACAGCUGGGAUGUUGAUGUUGGAGACAGUAAAGACUGGGAGGUUGGUGUGAUAGCAGAGUCUGUCCAGAGGAAAAGUCUCAUGCAGUCUGGAUGGUUGGUUCUCUGGUUCUCCGGGCGUAAAUACUUAGCACGGUCUCCACCAGCUCCUGACAUGGUUCUCUCAGUCCAGAAGAAGCUCCAGAGGAUCAGAGUCAAUCUGGACUGGGACAGAGGAAAGCUGUCCUUCUGGGAUCUGGACACUAACACAUAUAUACACAUCUUCACACACACCUUCACUGACAAGAUGUUUCCAUACUUCUACACUGUGGAUAAAGUAAAAAUCUUACCGAUGAAGAUUUGUUAA
This is a messenger RNA of Fundulus heteroclitus (mummichog), 732 nucleotides long. RefSeq names its product E3 ubiquitin-protein ligase TRIM39-like. The record is from RefSeq and is a predicted model, not a curated record. The transcript has a single exon. The coding region runs from base 205 to 732 and encodes 175 amino acids. Lineage: Eukaryota; Metazoa; Chordata; Actinopteri; Cyprinodontiformes; Fundulidae. Gene Ontology annotation, molecular function: protein binding.